Funneliformis mosseae is the source of this 1236-nucleotide messenger RNA. NCBI's taxonomy places the organism in Eukaryota, Fungi, Glomeromycota, Glomeromycetes, Glomerales, Glomeraceae. The record is from the annotation of a GenBank genome assembly.
AUGGUUAGAAAUAUGACACCACAAUUACAGGCAUGGAAUGAAUCCCAUCUAUGUAAAGUAAUCAUUCUUAAAGCUAGAGAAAAGGCGUUUUGUGCUGGUGGCGACGUAAAACGUGUUGUAGAAUUGGCGACAAAAGAGAAGAAUGGUGAAGAUGAUCUUCGAGCCCUUCAGUUUUUCGAAGAAGAGUACCAGCUUAAUCAUCUUAUCGCCACGAUAGAUAAACCAUUUGUUGCCUUGAUGAAUGGCAUUACUAUGGGAGGUGGCGUUGGUCUAUCAGUUCACGCGCCAUUUCGCGUCGCUACUGAAGAAACGGUAUUUGCCAUGCCAGAGACUAAUAUCGGGUUUUUCCCUGACGUUGGUGGAUCCUUCUUUUUACCAAGAAUGGACGGAGAGGUUGGAACUUAUCUAGCAUUGACCGGCGCAAGGCUACGUGGCAUAGAUGUUUUUUUGUCUGGAAUUGCGACACAUUACGUCCCUUUAAAUCGAUUAUCGCAUUUGGAAGAUCGUUUGAGUGAACUAGAGAGUGAUGAUCAUGAGGUGAUAAAUGCAGCCAUUGAAGAUUUUGUAGCGGAGCCUGAACAAAAUCAUAUUUAUGCUCUUGGUGGGAAUAUUAGAAAAGCCAUCGAUCGGUGUUUUAAGAGUAAUACAGUGGAGAGUAUUAUUGAUGCGUUAUCUAAGGAAGAAGAUAAGACAUGGUCAAAUAGCGUAAUAGACACUUUAUCAAAAAUGUCGCCUACAAGUCUAAAAGUUACUUUAAAAGAAUUAAGAAAGGGCAAGCAAAUGGUUAUAACGGAUUGUUUUAAAAUGGAGUAUAAAUUAGCUCAAAAAAUUCUGGAAAGGUCGGAUUUCAUCGAAGGAGUAACAGCAAGACUUGUUGAGAAAAGAAAACCUGUCUGGAAUCCUUCAAAGUUAGAAGAUAUAUCUGACGAUGCAAUAGAAAAUUUUUAUUUUGAAUCUUCGGAAAAACAUCAUUUGAAUUUAUUAAAUAUACGGUCUUUUGAGAAUUAUCCGUAUUCUAGGUUUGCACUACCAACUGAAGAAGAAAUUCGAAAAGUUGUUACUGGUGAAACACCGGAUGCAGGAUCGGUAAGCAUGACUCAACAAGAGAUUGUCGAUUUCUUUCUCAAGGAUCGAAAGUCUAAAAUAGGUGUUCGAGAAAAAGUAAUGGAAGUUCUAAAUAGAAAAACCACACAGAUUGAUAACCAUGAAGGAUUAAAGUGGAUUAACGAACAUUAA